This is a messenger RNA of Dufourea novaeangliae, 6792 nucleotides long. RefSeq names its product chromodomain-helicase-DNA-binding protein Mi-2 homolog (gene Mi-2). Gene Ontology annotation, molecular function: ATP hydrolysis activity; chromatin binding; DNA binding. The record is from RefSeq and is a predicted model, not a curated record. Gene Ontology annotation, cellular component: chromatin; nucleus. Lineage: Eukaryota; Metazoa; Arthropoda; Insecta; Hymenoptera; Halictidae. Gene Ontology annotation, biological process: chromatin remodeling; negative regulation of transcription by RNA polymerase II.
GCACAUCGGUGCACGUACACGACACAACGUUAGUGACGGCACGCCGAAAUCGAAAAGAAACGCGAGACGGAGCGUCGAGUCCGAAAUCCGUGCACCGUUUUAUGUCGUUUUAAUUCCCGCGCCGUCUUUCAUUCCGUGUGAGAUCGUUAUCUUGGCCGGCAUUUCGACGGCGUUAAUCAAUCGGUGGUUAUAGAGCAUGGCGUCCGACGAGGAGGUAGACGAGAGCUACGCGGGUGAAGACGAUGUGGAUGAAACUGGGGGUCAAGUCUCAAAUGUUAGCCAGCCAGUGGAUGGUUCAUCAGACGCAGAAGAAUCUCAGAGACUAGAAGAAGAUGAUGAUUACGAACCCGAGGAAAGGAAAAAGAAGAAAGGGAAGAAGCGAAAAGCACGCAGCGAAGACAAGAAGGGAAAGAAAAAGAAGAAAAAGAAAAAAUCUGAUUCUGGAGAUGUAACUAUUCUUUUUGGAACUUAAGAUGAAUUGCAUAGUUAUGUCGUGACUAUGCAGGAAACAGAAAAAGCAGGAAAUCUAAUGCCUACUAUCGAGGAAGUUUGUAAUACUUUUGGAUUGACUGAUGUACAGAUUGAAUACACUGAUGCAGACUUCCAGAAUUUAACAACGUACAAAUUAUUCCAACAACACGUUAGACCUCUAUUAGCAAAGGAAAAUCCAAAAGUACCAAUGUCGAAACUUAUGAUGUUGGUAGCUGCCAAAUGGCGAGAUUUUUCCGAACUGAAUCCUCAUACACAACCGGAUGCAGAUGUGCCGUCUGCGAACGUGGAUGAAGACAAUAGAAAUUCGAGGUCGAAUCGCGGCAGUGCGGUGCAGGAAGGCGAAGACGAAGAGGACGACGACGAGGACAGCGACAGGAAACGAAAAUCGAGAGGUUCUAGAGCUAAGAAAGGGAAGAAAGCGUCCAAAGUGCCCACAUUGAAAAUUAAGCUAGGAAAGCGUAAACGAGGAAGUUCGGACGAGGAAGCAGAAGGUAGCGGAGUCGGCACCGACAGAGAUUCUGAUAUGGAAUUUGAGCAAAUGCUGGCUGACGCUGAAGAGCCUUCCGGCGCGGAUGGAACAAAUAAAGGGAGCACCGAAGAAGCUGGGGUUGAACCACCAGCAGAACCACCUGUUCGUAGGAAGGCGAAAACUAAAAUUGGAAAUAAAACUAAGAAAAAGAAAAAGACGAAAACCACGUCUAAGUUUCCAGACGGGGAAGAAGGUCUUCAGACUGACCAUCAGGAUUAUUGCGAAGUGUGUCAACAAGGUGGAGAGAUUAUAUUGUGCGAUACGUGUCCUAGAGCGUAUCACUUGGUGUGUUUAGAGCCCGAAUUGGAAGAAACACCCGAGGGGAAAUGGAGUUGUCCUCAUUGUGAAGGAGAAGGUAUUGCAGGCGCGGCGGAUGACGAUGACGAGCAUAUGGAAUUCUGUAGAAUAUGUAAAGACGGCGGUGAAUUGCUCUGCUGUGAUAGUUGUACUAGCGCGUACCACACGCACUGUUUAAAUCCACCGCUCUCAGAAAUUCCGGACGGCGACUGGAAGUGUCCUAGAUGUUCUUGUCCACCGCUUCGCGGAAAAGUUGCAAAGAUUUGGAAGCCAUCCACGAGCAAAGCAGCUCCGAAGCAACGUAAAAUGCGCGAAUUCUUCGUUAAAUGGGCCGACAUGUCGUACUGGCAUUGCGAUUGGAUUACAGAGCUGCAACUCGACGUUUUCCAUCCUCUUAUGUUCCGGAAUUAUUCGCGAAAAUACGAUAUGGACGAGCCACCGAAAUUAGAGGAGCCGCUGGACGAGAGCGAUUCUCGCGUGAAACGGUUAAAAGAACAGGAUGGCGCCACAAACAGGGACGAGUACAAUCUAGAGGAACGGUUUUAUCGUUACGGAGUUCGACCAGAGUGGCUUGUAGUGCAUAGAGUAAUUAACCAUCGACUGUCGAGAGACGGCAGGGCUACGUAUCUCGUUAAAUGGAGAGAGUUGGGAUACGAUCAAGCCACCUGGGAAGACGAACACGAAGACAUUCCGGGUUUGAAGCAGGCAAUCGAGUAUUACUUGGAUCUCAGAGCAGCAAACUGUUGCGACGGCAGUUCCUCCCGCAAGGGCAAGAAGGGUAAAGGCAAAAAGUCGAAAACACGUGAGCUUAUCGAUGACGAGGAAAGAACACCCAAACGAUAUACCCCACCACCUGACAAGCCUACCACUGAUCUUAAGAAGAAAUACGAACGACAACCAGACUAUUUGGAUCAGACAGGAAUGCAGUUGCAUCCUUAUCAAUUAGAAGGUUUGAAUUGGUUGAGAUACUCGUGGGGUCAAGGUAUAGACACCAUUCUGGCAGACGAGAUGGGUCUAGGAAAAACUAUUCAAACUAUUACUUUCCUAUACUCGUUGUAUAAAGAGGGCCACUGUAAAGGACCUUUUCUAGUCUCUGUUCCUCUGUCCACCAUUAUCAAUUGGGAACGUGAAUUUGAAACCUGGGCACCUGACUUUUACUGUGUUACGUAUGUUGGUGACAAGGAUAGUCGUAUCGUGAUCCGUGAGAAUGAAUUAUCUUUCGAAGAAGGUGCUGUACGGGGUGGCAGGGCGUCGAAAAUCCGAUCGUCUCAGAUCAAGUUCAACGUAUUGCUAACCAGUUACGAACUUAUUUCUAUCGAUUCUGCAUGUUUAGGAUCGAUAGACUGGGCUGUGUUGGUAGUAGACGAGGCCAUCCUACAUCUGUGUCGUGACAAAUUCAACGACCUGGCCACGUUUCAGAACGAAUUUGCCGACAUUUCAAAGGAAGAACAGGUGAAAAAGUUGCACGAGUUGCUUGGGCCGCACAUGUUGAGACGGUUAAAGGCUGACGUAUUGAAAAACAUGCCGAGUAAAUCCGAGUUUAUCGUUCGCGUCGAGUUGUCACCAAUGCAAAAGAAGUAUUACAAGUACAUCUUGACGAGAAACUUCGAGGCGUUGAAUCCAAAGGGUGGUGGUCAACAAGUAUCGUUGUUGAACAUCAUGAUGGACCUGAAAAAGUGUUGCAAUCAUCCGUACUUGUUCCCGGCCGCGUCUCAGGAAGCGCCGACAGCGCCGAAUGGAACCUACGAAACGUCUGCGUUGAUCAAAGCGGCUGGGAAGCUAGUGCUUUUGAGCAAAAUGUUGAAGAAAUUGAGGGACGACGGGCACAGGGUGCUGAUCUUUUCUCAGAUGACGAAAAUGUUGGACAUUCUUGAGGAUUACUUGGAGGGCGAGGGCUACAAGUACGAGAGAAUCGACGGUAACAUUACAGGUGCUCAGCGACAAGAGGCUAUAGACAGAUUCAAUGCACCUGGCGCGCAGCAGUUCGUUUUUCUUCUUUCCACUCGAGCGGGUGGUCUGGGUAUAAAUUUGGCGACCGCCGACACUGUGAUUAUUUACGAUUCCGAUUGGAAUCCGCACAACGACAUUCAGGCGUUCAGCAGAGCCCACCGUAUCGGCCAGGCGAACAAGGUGAUGAUCUAUAGAUUCGUCACUCGUAAUUCGGUGGAGGAACGUGUAACACAGGUCGCGAAACGGAAAAUGAUGUUGACGCACUUGGUCGUCAGGCCUGGAAUGGGCGGGAAAGGCGCGAAUUUCAGUAAACAAGAACUCGACGACAUUUUACGAUUCGGUACCGAGGAAUUGUUCAAAGAGGAGGAAGGUAAAGAAGACGAGGCGAUUCAUUACGACGACAAAGCGGUCGCCGAAUUGUUAGACAGAAGUAAGGAGGGUAUCGAACAGAAAGAGAACUGGGCCAACGAAUACUUAAGUUCCUUCAAAGUCGCGUCGUACGUGACCAAAGAAGGCGAAACAGAAGAGGAGGCGGACACGGAGAUCAUCAAACAGGAGGCCGAGAAUACAGAUCCGGCAUAUUGGAUCAAGCUGUUGAGACACCAUUACGAACAACAACAAGAGGAUAUAGCUAGAACCCUAGGAAAAGGUAAACGAGUACGCAAGCAGGUGAACUACAACGACGGUGUGGUAACCGGCGAUCAAGGGACAAGGGACGAUCAACCGUGGCAAGAGAAUUUAUCCGAUUAUAACAGCGACUUCAGCGCGCCGAGCGACGACGACAAGGAGGACGAUGAUUUCGACGAGAAAGGUGACGGAGAUCUACUGUCUCGUAGAAGCAGACGAAGAUUAGAAAGGAGAGACGAGAAGGAUCGACCUCUUCCACCGUUACUGGCUCGAGUGAACGGAAACAUUGAAGUGUUGGGCUUCAAUGCCAGACAGAGGAAAGCUUUCCUGAACGCGAUCAUGCGUUACGGCAUGCCUCCGCAGGACGCGUUCAACUCUCAGUGGCUGGUCCGAGAUCUUCGGGGUAAAUCUGAGAAGAAUUUCAAAGCGUACGUGUCCCUGUUCAUGCGACAUCUCUGCGAGCCAGGCGCCGACAAUGCUGAAUCGUUCGCGGACGGUGUGCCGAGAGAGGGUCUCAGCAGGCAGCACGUGUUGACGAGAAUCGGUGUGAUGUCGUUGAUCAGAAAGAAGGUCCAAGAGUUCGAGCACAUAAACGGGUACUAUUCGAUGCCCGAGAUGAUCCGGAAGCCGGUCGAACCCGUGAAAAUGGAACCCGGUGGAGACGGAACGACCGGUGGGACCAGCAGCACCAGCGCCACGCCAGCUACUUCGAACGCCCCUAGUCCAAGUCCUGCUGCAACGCCUACUCCAAGUUCUGCCUCGGGAACGACAAUUAGUGAUGCCAGUAAAGCGAACUCCGACGCGUCUGAAAUGAAGGAGGUCAAGGAAGAACAGAAAGAUAAGGAGAGCAUAGAAUUAAAGGACGUGAAGGAGGAACCAAAGGAUUUCAAGGAGGACGAUGAGAACAAUACCGAAAAGGAUAAAGACAAGGAGGACGUGAAGAAAGAAGAGAAAGACACCGAGACGGAUGCAACGGACAAAGACAAAGAUAAAACGGAGACGAAGGACGAGAAGUCUGGGACGAAAGAGGAGAAGUCGGAGAGUGCCGAAAAUAAAACGAAACAGGAUUCUGAAGAGGACGUGGUCAUCGUUAAAGACGACGAAGAAGAGACUGAGAAGCGAGAGGACAAAGACACGAAGGAGAAGGAUGUAAAGGAAUGUGAUACGGAGAUAAUCAAGCCGAAACGGAAGUUCAUGUUCAAUAUCGCUGACGGUGGCUUCACGGAGUUGCACACGCUCUGGUUGAACGAGGAGAAAGCCGCGGUACCUGGUCGUGAAUACGAAAUCUGGCACCGAAGACACGACUAUUGGUUGCUAGCCGGUAUAGUCACGCAUGGUUAUGGUCGUUGGCAAGAUAUCCAGAAUGAUAUUAGGUUCGCCAUAAUAAAUGAACCGUUCAAGAUGGACGUAGGCAAGGGUAACUUCUUAGAAAUAAAAAAUAAGUUCUUGGCUCGACGGUUCAAACUAUUGGAGCAGGCGUUAGUGAUCGAGGAACAGUUAAGAAGAGCCGCGUACCUGAAUCUUACGCAGGAUCCUAAUCACCCUGCGAUGAGUCUGAAUGCGAGAUUCGCCGAAGUCGAGUGCCUUGCUGAAUCCCAUCAACAUCUUAGCAAAGAGAGUCUUGCCGGCAAUAAACCAGCUAACGCUGUGUUGCAUAAGGUACUAAAUCAAUUAGAAGAGCUAUUGUCCGAUAUGAAGUCGGACGUGAGCCGUUUGCCAGCGACUCUAGCACGCAUUCCGCCUGUUGCGCAAAGACUUCAAAUGUCCGAGAGGUCGAUAUUGAGUCGAUUGGCCGCGACUGCACCCGGCGGCAGCAGUUCACAGACCGGCCAAGCGGCUCUUUUAGCACAACAAUUCCCUGCUGGCUUUUCUGGCGGCCAAUUGCCGGCUACAUUCGCGGGUGCGGCCAAUUUCGGCAAUUUUAGACCACAAUACUCAGUACCGGGUCAACCACCGCAAGGUUUCACAGCUUGAAGAGUGAAUGGUUGAUGAACAGCGGCUCAAACUGGAUAACACAGAGGGGCGGCACAGAGAUCGCCUUUGACACGAAAUCGUGUGCACUGUAUUAUUGUUUCGUAAAUUACGAUUUUUAGCUGAAUUUUCAUUAGGGACGCUAAGAUUUCAAUGGAAACGGCAACAGAGGACACAACAUGGGCGCGAAAUAUCUUAAUAUCUAAAUUACAUUAUUCUCCUUGUAUUUAUUACAUGUACAUUCGGCGUUUAGCAUCGAGGUUUUCAUGUGUUUUUUUUUCUUUUUUUGUAUUUAUACACACGGUCUUUGCAAAAAGUAGCGUAAAUUGAGGGCAUAAUUUAUAUUUCUUCAUCGACCGGUGUAUCGUAAGUGUAACGAUAAGUACAUUUUACUUAAAUAAGAGAAAGAAACUUAUUUAAGAAGCGUAUAGUUUUUACGUCACGGACCUACGUGUGCCGCGGUUUGUAGUAAGGUACCGCUGAUUUAAGCGGUUGUUCGCAUAAUUUAUUUUGCAAGUUCUUCUUUUCAUCGACGAUUUAAUUUUGAAUCGCAUAUUAUGUUCGUACGAAGCAACGAGAACUGACGACAGAGUUCAAUGGCAAUCAUUUUAGUUAAGACUGACAUUGUAUGUUGUAUUCGAGAGACAAAAAAAAAUCAUUUUGUUCACUACACACACCGGGACUACUGUAAUGCAUGGGUUUAUAUGAGCGAGAGAACUCGUCCAAGUUAUUUCUACAGUAUCUUUUAACUUGCCAAAUGAAUCACGAGAGUACUGCACGUACGAAUUAUGGAGAACGGAGGCACAAAACGAAUCUGUUUGAUACUUAAAUGCAAUGAUGCACACGAUCUAUGAAGCUAUACAGUAAUUCGAUAUUGCAGGAGACGAUUCUUUUACUCGGUACGUAGGAGAUCAAGCAUCGGCGAA